GCUAAUACUUAAGCUUUGCAGCUGAAGAGCCACGACAGCCGCUUACGCUAGACGAAACAUGAGAAUUCGAUGUUAUCGCGAGUCAGUCUAGUGCAGUAUAGAGAAAUCAGUGAUUACAAUGCUUCCGCUACACAAAGAUGACCCUUUUCAUAAGCCUGGAUGGAAGCUGAAAGAAAAAUUAUUUGGAUGGCUGAGACUUGUCUUUUCAGAGCAGACCUCUCGGCGUCUUUUUGGGUUUCUGAUACUUAAUUUAUCUUUCGCAUUUGUGGAACUGUUCUAUGGUGUUUGGACAAAUAGUCUUGGCCUCAUUUCAGAUUCCUUCCAUAUGUUUUUUGACUGCACAGCCCUGCUAGCAGGCUUAGUGGCUUCUGUUAUUGCACGCUGGCGAGCAAAUGAAUCUUUUUCAUAUGGUUUUGUGAGAGCAGAAAUUUUAGCAGGAUUCGUCAAUGGCCUUUUUCUCCUGUUCAUUGCAUUCUUCAUCUUUUCAGAGGCAGUUGAGCGGGCUGUUGAACCACCAGAGGUGAAGCAUGAACGCCUAUUCAUAGUCUCAGUCUUGGGAUUUAUUGUAAAUCUGGUUGGUAUCUUUGCCUUCCAACAUGGCCACUCACAUGGUGGUAAUUCAGAUCAUGGCCAUUCUCACUCUGCUGGUGGAAGCCAUGGUCACAGCCAUGGACUUGGCAUGGAUGACUCAGACCAUAAACCUUUACACGAGAAGCAUUCUCACAGUCAUGGUCACAGCCAUCAUGGAGACAACCACAGCCAUGAUCACAGCCACAGCAACAGCCAUAGCCAUAGUCACAGUCAUGGCCAGGAGCAUGGUCAUGGAGGGGAGAGCAGUCCAGGAGCCAGAGCAGCCCAGAGGCAGAUCAUGCAGGGUGUUUUUCUUCAUAUCCUCGCAGACACCUUAGGUAGUGUUGGGGUCAUUAUAUCUUCAGGACUUAUACACUACUUUGGUUGGAUGGUUGCAGAUCCUAUUUGUUCAAUGUUCAUUGCAACAUUAAUAGCAAUCAGUGUCUUACCCUUGCUAAGGGAAUCCAUUGGAAUUUUGAUGCAGCGCACACCUCGCUCCCUUGACCUUGUACUGCCUAGCUGUUAUCAAAAGGUUAGUCAGCUGGAAGGCGUAUACAGUGUGCAGGAACCCCACUUUUGGACACUGUGCUCAGAUGUGUAUAUUGGCACCAUCAAACUGGAGGUGGCUGCUAAUUCUGAUGCUCGCUAUCUCCUGAGUCAAACUCAUAACAUAUUCACACAGGUUGGUGUUCGACAGCUGUAUGUCCAAAUAGACUAUGCUCCAAUGUAAAAGAUGCUGGUGCUGGCGAUAAUUCUUCCUUUAAAGAUUGGACAAACUGACAGUGCCUACAGAAUGAAAAGUAUGUCUGUACUAUUAUAGAGGCUCACUUUGUGUGGCACAUCAUCAUAGGAAAUAAUCUUCCAUCUAGUCAAAUACUAGGUUUAGAUCUUCUGAGGGACCACCAGGGGAAGGUAACAGUUUUAAAAUCUCACAGUUCCACUAAGAACAAUCACUUCAUACCUAGCUUUCCACAUUAGCAUGUCAGCUCCAAGUUUUCUGUUUAGCUCAUGGGAGGUAAAAUGGUCUGACUAUCCAAUUAUGGCACAUCUGUUUUUUAUUGUAACCAAUUAUGUUGCAUGGUAUGCUAGAUGUUAAUUAUAUCUUACAACAGUCAUCAGUUUCACUUUUAAAUGCUAGUACAAAAUAUAUUUUUAAUAGGGCCAUUUCCUGCUGUGAUUUCACCUAUGAUGCUGACAUGACAUUAAGCACGAGCAACCAACCAAGUGCAAAGUUAUUUUCAAAUUAAUAUGUUUAAUUCAUUAAAAGAUACUCAUUUCCUAUAUUUGGCUCUUUGCUCUGAUCGUGACUUUAAAAUUGUUGUUCUCACCUGGGUUUGGGAAAGAGGUCAAGACUGAAGGCCUCAUUUCUCGUGAUGUCACAAACAUCAGCUUGCUGAUUGGACAACACUUCAUUAUACAUGGUUGCAGCUCUUGCAUUGGCUGCAGACUUCAGUGACAUUAGAAAUUAAAUUAUAUUCCAUGUUUUCCUUUAAAAAAUAAAAUUGUUUCACAACUUUCUUUUUAACUGAUGAUGGCUUUACACUUUUACUAAGCUACCAACAGUUUUGACGUUAAUUUUUUGUUUUACUUUGUUAAUCUUUUAAUCUUUCCCAAUUAAAGACCUUUAUUUUGAUGUAGCAUUUGAUCAAGCAAUACCUUAAGAAACUGUUGGGAAGUUAAUAAAUGUAGUACUUUGCAAAAUUAAGAAAUUCUUCACAGACAGGAACUAAAGUUAAUAAUACAUUUAUAAUACACAUCUCUUGCCCCUAGUUUCAAAUCUGUGCUUAAAAUUAGAAAAAUAAUAUUCAACAUUUAUAUAUGGACCUAAAUUUGUGAGGUUUUGUCGUCAAACAUGAGAAACAUUUCAAAAUAACUGCUGCACAGGAAGUGUGUGUGUGUUGGGGGGGAAUUUGUGUUUUACGCAGCCAGCAACUAAGGCUAUGCCACAUCAAGGCAACCAGUCCUGUAAACAGAUGCACUUGCAGAGAAAGAACAGUGUGCCUGAAAUGAGAGCUAAACCCAGGGCAGUCAACCCUUACUGUGUUGGGGACAGGCACUAAACGUUGCAGAACUGGACUACCCUACUGCACCGGAGUGCAUAAAUGUCAAUGUCUGUAAUUGACAUGUGAGUUAUUUGUAGCAAAAGCAUGUGGUAGUAGUUUUGUUGCCAGUCUAGUGUUUGCCCCUAUUAUCCUAACCAUAAAGUAGUUGGCUCCAAUUGUUUCUUUCAUUAAGGACUUUUUUCUUUUGAUGUUUUGUUAAUAGCUAGCAUUGGGGUUUUUUGAAUAGAUAAAUAGAAAAUAAACUUAAGGAAUCUGAUCUGAAUGUAAAGAUCUCACAAUGAUCUUACAAGAGAGAGAGUAUACUAACUGUAAUUUUGAGAUUCCAGAACCUAAAGUGAAUGUGAUGCCAAGAGGAAUUGUACAUUUGACUUAAUGAAAUGUUGCCAAAGAACAAUUUAACUGGUUUUGCUCAUACAUCCUUAUCGUUGAAAGCACCAAAUAGGUAAUAAUGUGAAUUUAUAACUUAUGCAUUGUGUUUUUAUAACUUAUAAAAAUUGAGGACAUAAUUUUUGUUAUGGCCUAUGCCAAUUAAAAGCAUUUUUUUAUAUGUCACAAGUAGAACAGUUUAGAUUAUACUCUUCAGGUGGCUACAUUAUUGUGGGUAAUGUUAUUUAAAGCUUUAUUCAAAACCUGUUAGGUUUCUGUUGAUACAUUGUCUUCUGACACUUUGUCUGACUGAUACAUUGUCUCUCAGUAGUAAUAUGUAUGCUAUCACUAAAAAUGCAUAAAAUCACUACUUUUAAGUACAUUAAAAAAGCUGAUCACUGUUAUAUAGGAAAGACUGAAAUUAAGAAGUGAACACACCAUAAAAUAUAAAUACGAGAAUCUCAAGAAAUGAAAAUUAGUGUUAAAAAUUUCUACAAUUCUUGAAAUGCAAUACAAUAAAGUUGAUAUUUUAACACAUUUUCAAACAGCAGCUUUCAUUUGACAUUUUGCAUAGCUGACAUAUUGCCUUUUUAAAAAUUUUAUGCUGGUUGGUAGGGACAGGUGGAGGGUAUAACGUUUCAGUAUGAAUAGUAUGUUGAAUGUUCAUGAGUUCAUGAAUAUCUUUUUUGUUGACAGGAGGAUAUUCAAUCAUUCUGAUCACAAGUCUGAUAAAUCAGGUGCCAAAAAUUGUUUAAAACUGCAUUGCAUUUAAUAAUUUAACCAAUAGCUUUUAUCAUAGUUCACUUAUUAUACCUGGUCAUUUCUGUUUUUUUGUAGCUUUAUUGCCAUCAUUCUUGUGAUCAUGUUCAAAGAAAAAUAAUAUUGUCCUUGCUUACUCUUUUCUGUCAGUCCAGAUUGUAUCUUACAUUGUUUUCUAAGGAUCAGGAUACCCUUGACAAGAACAGGGUUUAGGUUGGGGUUAGGUUAACUCAUAUUUUAAUGAAUUUAUUUCUCUAUUAUCGGACUACAGCUAAAGUAGAAUACUCUUUUGCUCCAUUCAUUUUCAUGAAAGAUUUUGAUUCCAUGAUUCAUCCACCACAUUUGAUGUAAAGUUUACAAUUUCAAUCAAUUUCCAUUUUAGAAAACAAAACAAGAACUCCUUGUAUACAUUUAAGCAGUUUAAAACAUUGGCUGAUGAAUUUAAUGAUUUAACUUAUAGAUUUAGUAUAUUUAAUACUUACUGGAAAAAUAUGGUGAGAUUGUGAAAUGCGAAAAAAAUGAGAGCUGCUUAUUAUCCAGACAACUACUGAGAUUUGUGAGACCAAAGUCUAAGAUAUGCUGAUAAUGAAUUAUAAUUUUCUGAGACUAUAGGGAUCAUUGCACUGCUGGGGGAAAAAUAUCUCUGGACCAUCUUUAGAAUUAUUUCUAAAAAAAGCUAUGUUUAUAAAGUCUUUAUUUCUGUUUAAGAUCUAUUGUUUAAUUUGAAGAUAGUGCCUUUAACCAAGUCAAUGGACAGUUUGUACUUAAUGUGAGAACUUUUCAGUUUUUUCCUUCGUUUUUAAGUAUACUUUUCAGAAGACAUGGAUGUUGCAAAUUUUGUAGUGCAGAGUUUAUGUGGAUUUCACUGAAAGGCUGUGCCAGAUAAUUCUGAAUGUACUUGUCUUUUUUCUUUUGCUGCUGUAACAGUCAUUCUGCUGUGCUGCAGCUUUUACUGGUGAUGGCUUUUGCAGUUGUUGGAAAUAAACAGUAUUGAAAUGUAAUAGGAAAUAAAAGGUUUGGGUGAAAACAUU
Messenger RNA from Pomacea canaliculata, 4789 nucleotides. Its product is annotated as zinc transporter 7-like. Gene Ontology annotation, molecular function: zinc ion transmembrane transporter activity. Gene Ontology annotation, cellular component: membrane; Golgi apparatus. The coding region runs from base 119 to 1300 and encodes 393 amino acids. The record is from RefSeq and is a predicted model, not a curated record. Gene Ontology annotation, biological process: zinc ion transport; transmembrane transport; intracellular zinc ion homeostasis. The transcript has 11 exons. Lineage: Eukaryota; Metazoa; Mollusca; Gastropoda; Architaenioglossa; Ampullariidae.